Messenger RNA from Rhea pennata, 2994 nucleotides. It is a transcript of the gene BIVM, whose product is annotated as basic, immunoglobulin-like variable motif containing. NCBI's taxonomy places the organism in Eukaryota, Metazoa, Chordata, Aves, Rheiformes, Rheidae. Bases 211 to 1800 code for a protein of 529 amino acids. The transcript has 11 exons. The record is from RefSeq and is a predicted model, not a curated record.
CGCGAGGGCCCCCGCUCGGCGCCUCCCCCGCGCCCCGCGCGCAGUGUCCGCUUCCGGCGCGCUGCCGUCGCCGCUUCGCCGCGGGCAGGCGACGCAGGCGGGCGCCAUGCAGGUACCUCAUCAGUAGCUUGCAAUGACGUAGACUGUGUUGUAACUGCAAUUUAAAUACAUAUAUUCUUAGCUGGAUAAUACUUCUUUGAGUAUCAUUCAAUGCCUAACAUUUCAGAAGAUGAAAAGGAGAAUGGUUCUGGAAACAAUGGAAAUACUGAAAACAGACCUGCAAAAGAAUCCCCAGAAGCUUCUCUUCAUGAUCCUGUAAAGCCAUACUGCAUGUCUGAUGCUUCCACUGCAUCACUGGUUUCUAGGGGAGAUGGGCAUUAUCCAUGGGGAUGCCCUGUGACUCAUACAAGAGAGAAAUUUUAUACUAUCUGCUCAGACUAUGCUUUUUUAAACAGAGUAACAUCUAUUUGUAAAAGCCCAAGUGCUUCAGUUAGUGCCUGCCUGUCAAGCAGUGCUGCCUUAAAUGUUGGUAAUAACAAACCUAGCUUAAUCGGCAUUCAAACAGGUGUUUCAGAGAUAAUCUAUAGUGAAGAUGCUAACUUGGAAGGCUUGUCUAGCAGUCUUGGAAAGCUUCCACUGGCGUGGGAAAUCGACAAAUCGGAAUUCAACAGCAUGACCCCAAAUCUGAAGAACAAAGCAGGCAACAUGAAGAAACAAGUAACGAAGAAAAAAUCUUUAGACAAAAAAAGCAAACAAUACAGGGAGUGUCCUCCACAUUCUGCUCUUGAAGAGGUGAAGGAAAGGAAAGUGUUGGACCUCCGGAGAUGGUAUUGUAUUAGCCGACCACAGUAUAAAACUUCUUGUGGAAUUUCAUCUUUAGUAUCUUGCUGGAAUUUCUUAUACAGUACACUGGGGGCUGGAAGCUUGCCACCUAUUACUCAGGAGGAAGCUUUGCAUAUAUUGGGCUUUCAACCACCGUUUGAGGAGAUUAGAUUUGGUCCUUUCACUGGAAAUACAACUUUGAUGAGAUGGUUUAGGCAAAUAAAUGAUCACUUCCAUAUAAAAGGAUGUUCAUAUGUUCUGUAUAAACCUCAUGGGAAGAACAAAACAGCUGGAGAAACUGCUGCAGGGGCCUUGGCAAAGCUAACACGUGGACUGAAAGAUGAAUCAAUGGCCUACAUCUACCAUUGCCAAAAUCAUUAUUUUUGCCCAAUUGGAUUUGAAGCAACUCCUGUAAAAGCUAGUAAAGCAUACAGGUUGCUGGAUUUGGACUCAGGAGACCUGGGUUCAGUUCCCAGUUCAACCACAGACUUGCAGUGUGACCUUAGAGGUCGUGUCUUGCAGCAGGAAGUGGAAUACUGGAUCUUAAUUGGCGAGCCAAGCAGGAAACAUCCAACAAUACACUGUAAAAGGUGGACAGAUAUUGUUACUGAUCUAAACACUCAAAAUCCAGAAUACCUAGAUAUUCGACAUCUAGAGAGGGGCUUACAGCAUCGAAAAACAAAGAAGGUUGGAGGAAAUCUUCACUGCAUUAUUGCCUUUCAGAGACUUAACUGGCAAAGAUUUGGUCCUUGGAACUUUCCGUUUGGGAAUGUUAGACAAGAUAAACAAUCCCAAACACAAGGACAGGGGAUUGCCAAAUCUGAGAGUGAAGACAAUAUAUCUAAAAAGCAACAUGGACGACUGGGUAGGUCUUUUAGUGCUGGUUUCCAUCAAGAAUCUAUGUGGAAGAAAUCUAAUCUCCGUGAGAGGAGGAACAGUGGAUAUCAGAGUUACAAUGAUUAUGAUGGAAAUGAUUAAAAUUAACUUUAGAAUAAAACAACUCAUAUACUAAAGUUAGUUUUAAUCAAGGUAUAGAAUGAACUAUUAGUCCUAGAAUACAUAUGAAUAGAAAUUAUGGUAUAAGAUACAGCUUCAUAAUUAAUUAUUAAAUAUAUCUGGUUAUAUGGUCGCAGUGGAUGAGAUCUGGUGUAUAAACUGACAGAUAAGCACAGAGUAUUGUACUUUUGUAAUCAAAAGUACAUGAUAGCAAAAUCAAUCAUUUCUUUUGAAAUAAUUACACUAUGUCCUGAAUUGUGAAAACAAAAAAAAGCAGAUUGAAGUGUAAUAAAAAGUCAUUGAAAAUAUUCAGUAUUCAAAAGCAUGAAAAUUUACCAUAUGACUUUACAAAAAGGGUUAUUCUACAUACUGUAUAAGGAUAGAAGUAAACAUUGCCUUCCUUUUUAACACUCCAUUUUAUUAAGGCUGUCAGUAUCCAGUAAAAAGAAAAAGAUCAUGUACGUUAAAAGCCCUUGUCAGAUUUGUAAGGUGAAUAAAUGUUCUCAAUUCAGUUCCUAGUAGACUUUUGUCAGUUGGAUAAUCCUAUUCUGUCAAAUGGAUACCAGUUACUUUUUUUGGAUCCCGCAGUAGACUGGGAGGAUAGCCUGAUGGUGGGAAAAGCUUGAGAAUAGACAUUCUUUGCUUUUGUGGUUAUGGUAGCUGAAUUCUUAUCCUGGAACCUCUUGAGAGCACUGAUUCACAUAACACUACAAGCUUGUAAAAUACAGUUUUUUUAAAAAGCUGCAGUUACCAUUAGCCACAUUGAGCUAGUUGAACACUGUGUUCUGUUGGCAGUUCUUUUUUCCUUGCUCAGUCUUAAAACUCCUGUCAAACUUUUAUGCUGCUCCUUUAACUUGUACGAAGGUGAUGCAAGUGCCGAAAACUGUUGGCAGUCCUGAUGAUAUACCUCUAGGCCAGCAGACAACUCAAGUUUUUUCAGGUGUCCAUGUGCAAUCCUUUCUUUAGUUGAAGGUUUAUAUAAUUGUUUGCCGAAUGACAUCUCAGCAAUUUUGACUUUCUGUGCACAAACAUUCCUUACCUGCUCAAGGAUUAAUUUUCUGACAUUAAAAAAAUUGCCAUGGAAUGCAGGGGUUUUGUAGCUUGCUGCUUUUGUUAACCAAAAAUGGGAGACUUUUAGACUUUUGUUCAUUCAAUAAAGUCUGUUUUCUAUUUUGU